AUGAGUGUUGAAGACAACAAUAGUGUCGGCGUGACGACGCAAAUAUCACAUUUAGCAGUGAAGAUUCCACCAAUAUGGAAAACUGGAAUUAAGUUGUGGUUUAUUCAGGUCGAAAGUAAUUUUGAACUCGCGAAAAUCACGAAUGACACAACUAAAUAUAACUACAUUGUUGCAGCUAUUGAUCCAGAAACUUUAUCAGUCGUAUCAGAUAUUUUGUUCGCACCGCCGGCAGCAGAUAAAUACGGUGCAUUGAAAUCUCGGUUAAUAGCGGUAUAUUCCGAGUCCGAGGGGGAACAGAUUCGUCAAUUGGUCUCAGGCCUGCAAUUAGGAGAUAACAAACCAUCUUAUUUGCUGCGAAAGAUGCGAGAAUUGGGGGGUGCAAAUGUUACCGAUAAUUUUAUAAAAAACUUGUGGCUUCAAAAUCUACCGUCGGAAAUGCAUGCUAUUUUAGCAAUUAGCUCAGAGACGUUGGACAAGUUGGCUGAAAGGGCAGAUAGGAUUGCAGAGGUGCGUGCUGCCUCAUCGGACAGUGGUAUUUUUGGUGUCGGGCAAUCGACUGCAGCCACUUGUGUGGUACAGAGUGUCACCGCGGAGGAGGAUUUUUGUAAGCUACGAAAUGAGGUCACGGCUUUGAGAAAACAGAUGGAAGGACUGACUAAUGGGGGGAAACGAGACCCUUCUACUGAAGGAGUUCCUUACAGGCGGCGUGUUCGGUCACGGGAGAAUUAUAACAGCGAUGAGAAUUAUUGUUUUUACCACGCGCGAUUUGGAAAUAGGGCACGAAAAUGCCAACCCCCCUGUUCUUAUGCAGGCAGGGCUGCCUUGCAGUAG
Messenger RNA from Uloborus diversus, 831 nucleotides. RefSeq lists its product as uncharacterized. The coding region runs from base 1 to 831 and encodes 276 amino acids. NCBI's taxonomy places the organism in Eukaryota, Metazoa, Arthropoda, Arachnida, Araneae, Uloboridae. The transcript has a single exon. The record is from RefSeq and is a predicted model, not a curated record.